This is a messenger RNA of Cutaneotrichosporon cavernicola, 651 nucleotides long. RefSeq lists its product as uncharacterized. Bases 1 to 651 code for a protein of 216 amino acids. NCBI's taxonomy places the organism in Eukaryota, Fungi, Basidiomycota, Tremellomycetes, Trichosporonales, Trichosporonaceae. The transcript is spliced from 3 exons. The record is from RefSeq and is a predicted model, not a curated record.
AUGUCCAUUUAUCCCUUCCUCAACCAGCCUGGAACGGUACUCUACCUCGACAGUGUCGGUGACCUUCAGCGAGGCCACUUCGAGGUCGGCAAUACUGUCGCCGACGUACUCAUCCAAGACGGCGAUUUUCGCAUUGUGCCGGCCCUCAUUACCGCCGACGGCAUACAUAUCACGGGGCCAGGGCGUUCUUGGCUUGACGUUCGUCGGGAGCGUACUCGGCAUCUCAAUCUCAUCCCCCGUUCCCGUGCCCCGUUUACCGAGCGUACUCGGCCUCUCCACGAUUCGGUGCCCUCACACAGCCCAGCGGCGAUUGCGGUGCGGCGGGAUGGUAUUGACGAGCACCAGGAGAACCGGGCCCCGUCCGAAGCUCAGAUUGAGCUCCGCAGGAUCGAGCAGCUCUCGGAACGCGAGCGCGCGUGGCUCGCUUCUGUCACUAUGGAUGAGGAUAACGAGGCCAUGAAGAAGACUGCAGGGGGGCUGCGAGGCGUCCUGAAUAUCAGCGCGACAGACUUCAAGACGGACUUCAAGGUUGAGAUAAUCGCCGACCGGGGCCCGGAGGUCAGCGAUGACGAGCUCGGGAACAUGCUGGCGAACAUGUCUUUAUACGCCGGUGGCGUGCAGCUGCCGGACGGGACGUCAGAGGCCGACUAG